AGAGCCCGGGCGGUAGAAAUGGAGAGCAAAAGGACAGGGAGGGUGAGCGUAAACGUUGAAGAGACAUGGCGUGGCAGCCACACAGAAUAAGGAGACCUCAGUCCGCCGUGAGGAGUUUCCUGAGGAACAAAGCCGAGGCUGAGGAGUCGAGCUAACUGUGUGGAGGAUUCUCAUUUCGAUUCGCUUUGGCUCUCACCUCGUAAUCAGCGCGCUCUCAACGGUUUGUGUUGGUCAGUAUCUGCAGGGAGAAGUCUGUGGCAAACAACCCAGUCUGACAGGAUAUAAGGUUGCUCAAUAUGAGUCGAGAUGGGUGGGCAAAGAAGAGAGCCAAUGCCAGCGGUGACAAUGGUUGGGCUGAAAGGGGCGGUUACAUGGCUGCCAAAGUUUCAAAGCUGGACGAGCAGUUUAAACUCGACGCCCCCAGAGAGAAACAGAAGGAUGGCACAUGCUCCAGCAUUUUCAGCGGGGUGUCCAUCUAUGUCAAUGGAUAUACAGAGCCAAGUGCAGACGAGCUUCGCAGACUGAUGAUGCUGCACGGUGGCCAGUUCCACAUGUACUACUCUCGCUCCAAGACCACACACAUCAUCGCCAACAACUUGCCCAACAGCAAAAUACAAGAGCUCAAAGGGGAAAAGAUCAUCAGGCCAGAGUGGAUCACUGAGAGUAUCAAGGCUGGGCGUCUCCUGCCUUACCUACAGUACCAGCUAUACGCCAAACAGAAAGGCCCACUCUUCCCUGGCGUGACUCUGCGCCAGACGUCAGAGAUGGCAGGACCCAGCCAUGGGCCGCUUCAGCUGAGCGUCCAUCAAAAGCUUCAUCUGCCACAGCACUCUACACUCAAGCACGAGCAGCCCUCAUCCAGCUGCCAGAAUAAUUCCACCCCCAACCCCAGCCACAGUCGACUUAACAAAGACAACAUCCAACCUCAGACCAUCCAGCAGAACUCUGCAACUCGAUUAAUUAACCUCCAACCAAGUCACUCAGCAUCCACUUACCUCAAUGCACACACUCAACCCACCCACCUGAUGUCUAACUCAACCCCGACGAAACACCCACACAGGCUCUCGCCGUCGACCCUUCAAACACCUUCUCCUCAUCUCCAGCAGCAGAGAGCUAGCCAAACACAACCUCAGAUCAACUCUUCUUGCAGCAGCGACCAGAGUGGCUGCAAGGAAUUAAAAAUAAAUGGAUUACUGCAGACCUCAUUGGAUGCGAUGAGCCAUUCAAAAUUGAAUGAAAUGCGAGAGUGUGUCAAAGAAGAUCCUCUCCUGCAGGUGGCGAAGGAAGCACACCUGACAAACGGACACACUCACCUUGUUAAUGGUGCCUUAAAGCCAGAGGAUCUGUCCCCUGUGACAGAUGAACCCUCUGCUGAUAAGGAACUGCCUCAAUGCAGUGUCAAGAGUUCAGAUGAUAAACCUCAGAGUCCUCCAGUACAGUUACAGACCAAACCUGACCCGUACGAGUUCCCCCACAGUCCUCCAAAGCAAUCUGACCAGUCUGCUGUUUUUCAGAAUGAGCAGAGACCUAAACCUCCUCCACCCACGUACCAAGAGGCUUUAAAAGCCACUGAAAGCCACCUACUCCCAAAACCUCUCCAGCCAUCCCGUCAAGUUGAUCCGCAUCCUGAAAAGACUCCUCUUUCACCUGCAUCUCGCUCUCUGUCACAUUCUCCAAUUCGACUGAACGGAAGUCACCACAAUGCCUUUUCAUCUGACCCCGCGUCGCUAAACACAACCAACGUAACAGCUAAACCGGAUCCUCCCACCGAGACGUCUUCGUCGUCAACUGGGUCUUCAGCACAGCUGCUGGCACAGACGGGCGGUUUGAUCUCUGAGUUCUACUCUCACUCACGUCUGCACCAGAUCUCCACAUGGAGGUCGGGCUUCUCCGAGUAUGUCAAUGAACUGCACAGCAAGAGAAAAGCAGCAGGGGGCACCUCCUUCCCUGGGAAAGACCGACUGAGGAAGUCUGUGGCCCAGCGGUCGACAGAUCAAGGUACAUCAGCACCUUCAAGUGUCAAAUCUUGCAUUCUUCAUGUGGACAUGGACUGUUUCUUUGUGUCUGUGGGGAUCCGACAUCGACCAGAUCUCAAAGGGAAGCCUGUAGCUGUGACCAGUAACCGUGGACAGGGCAGAGUGCCCCUAAGGCCCGGGGCCCACCCUCAGCUGGAGCAGCAGUACUACCAGAAGAAAUAUGCUUAUCCUCAACCUGAGAGGGCAGAUGAUGAUCUACACCAAACUCCUUCACAAGAGAGUCCUGACUCCCACGCUAACGGAAUGGACCAGGACGCUGCCACUCUCUCAAUGGCAGAGAUCGCAUCCUGCAGUUAUGAGGCUAGGCAAGCUGGUGUCAGGAACGGCAUGUUUUUUGGAAAAGCAAAACAGCUGUGUCCCUCGCUGCAGUCCGUCCCGUAUGAUUUUGAGGCCUACAAAGAGGUGGCUCUCACCAUGUAUGAGACUCUGGCAAGUUACACUCACGACAUUGAGGCUCUGAGCUGCGAUGAAGUGUUGAUAGACGGUUCUGCCCUCCUCGCCGAGUUAGGCGUCAACCCAGAAGAUCUGGCCAGUGCGAUCAGAGCAGACAUCAAGGAGAAAACAGGAUGCUGUGCUUCAGUGGGCAUGGGGUCCAACAUCCUGUUGGCUCGGCUGGCGACUCGCAAGGCCAAGCCAGACGGCCAGUACCUCUUAAAGUCUGAGGAGGUAGAUGAUUUUAUCAGGGACCUGCCAGUGACCAGCUUACCAGGUGUCGGGCCUGUUAUGGGCAGAAAGCUGGCUGCUGUGGGUGUGAGGUCAUGCGGGGACCUCCAACAGGUGUCUCUGUCUCAGCUGCAAAAGAAGUUUGGACCCCGGACAGGACAAACCCUGUUCCGGUUCUGCAGGGGGCUCGACGACCGGCCUGUGCGCUAUGAGAAGGAGAGGAAGUCUGUCUCAGCUGAGAUGAAUUACAACAUUCGCUUCACAAGGGUUGACGAGGCAGAGUCUUUCCUGACUAAUUUGUCCAUGGAGGUGCAGAAACGUUUACGUGAAGCAGGGCUGCGGGGUCGCAGAGUUACCCUGAAGGUCAUGGUUCGCAAGGUUGGAGCACCACUCGAACCAGCUAAAUACGGUGGACAUGGCAUAUGUGAUAACCUAGCCAGGACUGUAAUGCUCGCUCAGUCCACCGACAGCGGUCAGCUGAUUGCCGCGGCAGUCAUCAAGCUGUUCCACGCCAUGAAGCUGCAGGUUCAGGACAUGAGAGGAGUUGGCAUCCAGGUUCAGCUUCUGGACGGACAUAACUCUGCCCCCCAGGACUCUACGGGCUCUGGGACACGCUCCAUCAAACACAUGUUGCUUGGCAAGGGAUUAAAUGCGAGAUCAAGCAACAAAGAUGUUGCCGAGAACAGUGUACAUCAAGAAAAGACUUCAACCACAGGCCCAUCAUCUCGCUCCUCUCCACAUCCUCUGUCCACCCCUGAGCCGGUCCCAGGGACAAGCAGAGACCAGCAGGCGUGCAGACAAACUCCAAAACACUCUCAAGCACGUCUCAACUUCAGUAUCGAGGUCCCCUCCCCAUCACAGGUGGAUCGUUCUGUGUUGGAGGCAUUGCCGGCAGAGCUGAGAGAACAAGUGGAGCAGUCGUGGACUAAUCGGGACAGGAAACCAAGUAACCCUCGGUCACCCAGUCCACAACCUCUUGCUCAUGUCCCGCAGCCUCCGUCUCUGAAGUCUCUUCCUCCUUUCCCCAAUCCUGCCCCUGGUCCUGCUCUGUACACUCCACCUGUUGGGACGUUGCUUCUGCAGAUUCCAAACCAGCCAGACAGUCCGGGAAUUGUACUAGAGCUGCCAAACUUCUCACAGGUUGACCCAGACGUAUUUGCCGCGCUUCCCAAAGAGCUCCAAGAUGAAUUGAAGUCUGCCUACAACCGCGUAACAAAUGUCCACCCCCAGGCAAAAAAUUCAGUGGAGCAGAAGAAUCCGCUGUUGCAGCUGAAGCAGUCAGGACUGGGAGUCGGCAUCGGUCGGGUGAAGCGGCGAUACAAGAGAAAGAACGCAGCGAGCCCUGUUAAGAAAGGUCCUUCCCCUCUGAAGAAGCGCCUCACAACAAACAGCCCAGCCAAAAUCCUACCAUCACCGAUCAAAUUGCGGGAACCAAUGAACAUAUUAAAGACUGAAAACGGUCCCUCUACAUCAGCCUCAGAUCCAGACAUCCCGGAGUCUCUGUCCAAAGUCACUCCUUUCCCUGCUCCAACGUUGGCCGGAGCCUAUGACCUGACGGACAUUAAAACUCUCCUACGAGAGUGGGUCACCACCAUAACAGAACCCAUGGAGGAGGACAUCCUGCAGGUGGUGAAAUACUGCACUGAGCUGAUCGAGGAUAAAGAUCUGGAGAAGCUGGAUUUGAUUAUAAAAUAUAUGAAAAGGCUCAUGCAACAGUCGGUGGAGUCAGUUUGGAGCAUGGCUUUCGACUUCAUCGUAGACAACGUGCAGGUGGUUGUGCAGCAGGCCUAUGGUAGCACCCUGAAGGUAGCAUGAAGACAGAGGGGUCACUGCUCCCACUGCACCACCACUUUCUCUUUUGCGUCUUUUACAAGGUCAUUGGUGAUAGAAAUUACGACAUCUAAAUCAUGAUUUUCCUCUGGACUUAAUGUUCUCGGCGGCCUCCUGAGAGUGACACAACAUAGUGACUACACACCCACACACACACACAUACACAUCAGAGAGUGUUACAAUAGCCAUGACAGUAUUCGACGAGAGCGUGUACAGUUCAUUAUUUUCUGUACUUGCUUUUUUCAAGGGACAAGUAACACAAACUGAAAGGCAGGAAAUGUACUUCUAAUCUACUUGCCAAAACUAUGAGCAGCGGUAAGCGUAGCAGCUUUAUGCAAAUGCAUCAUUUUUCAUAUGGAGUUCUUUUUCUAAAUAAAUGUACGUGAAAUUUUGUUUAAGGAUUUUUUGCAGGCAGUGCUUAACUAUUUCAAAUACACCCAGUCUAAACCAGGCCUGAUAAGAUUUUAAAUUUACCUCCUGGUGAGCGUUUUCCAGUAGAUACAGUCGGUGUCCUUUCUAAACAUGUUUCUAUAAAGCUUUAUUUUGGGCAUUUUUGCCUGUAAUGGAUAGGAUAGAGUAGCGUGAGAUGGGGCUGCAGGCUGAAAUCGAACUCGGGCCACUGCAGCAAGGGCGGAGCCUUUGUACAUGGGGCGCAAGCUCUAACCAGUAGGCCUCGAACACCCCAGAACAUGUUUUUUUUAACUAACAUAAGGGACACAAUUACAUUUAUUAGAAAUAUGAUUAAUGAAACUUAUGAUAAUAUCAGUACCUUAAGGCCAUUAGCACUAUGACGUAAUAGACGUUACGUUACUUAUCGCCAUCAGCCGAUCAUGUAUGGGUUUCCAAUUUAAAGAGCUACAGGUCCUCUGAGACUCAUUACUUUUUUAACCUGUGUUUAAACAAUCUAACAUUGUUUUAUAAAGCGCUGGGUCCUUUAUGUUUAACCAGAAAAGGCCCCAAAAUCACUAUUGCAACACACACCAGACUCCAUUUAAAAAAACGGUAAUUUUACCAUGUAUACAGCAAUCCUAUUUUUCCAUCCUGUUUGGGGAAUUAAGGGUUUAUUUCAACCAAACCAAAGUUGGUAAUUGUUAAAACAGUUCGAGGAGGACGCAAGAUGGUUUCUGUGAGUUUAUUUUGUUUCUGUGGACUUUGAAUGAAGUGUGUUUUACAGUGAUAAAAUAGCUGUUUUCUUAAAUGGAGUCUGGUGUGAUUGGCGAUAGCGAUUUCAGGGUUGUUUCUGGCUAAACAAAAAGGAUCUUACUUGUUACCACAGAGGUCUGUCUCUGUAGGGAUCUUUUCAAUAAUGUUGUCAGACACUUAUAGCCUGUCAGUGGCAAAAACAAGCACUUUUAGUGGACAAAAAUUGACGGUGCAAACAUGCCCUCAGUGUUUAGCGCUCGCUCAGUGCUGGACCAGGUUCCAAAAAUGUUUUCUUCGAUCCAAAAACAAUGGAAAACAGACUGAAAACAACCCUUAUGCAGAAAACCUUGCAACAACUCCUCAGCAUAGUAGUGAAUGCUUUGUGUCCCCCCUGGGUGUAGGUGUUCCAUAAAAUACCAACUGUAUCUAUCUGGAAUAGCGGUUGACUUCGCCUGUGUGUCCCUAAGGUUUUAAUAAUCUUACAUGGGCACAUCUGAGUGUUCCUCCAUGUAUACAGUUAAAUCUAGGUUUAAAAUUAUGGUUGUGGUGAACACAGUUAUCAUGUUUAAAUGCAUUGCACCUUCUAGCGAUUUUAGAAUCAGUCUUGUAGCACUCUUAAGACAUCAGACUUAUUAUAAUCCCAGAAUGGAAGGAAUAAAAUAUCCUCUUUUCAUCGUUUCUUUGGUGCUUCAUGCCGGUUGCACUGACCUGUGAACUAUCUACGACUGCUGUGUCACAAAAAAGCAAACAAAAUAUAGUCUGCUGCGUACAGUAGUAUCUCUUCUCUUGUCUCACGCAAAAAAAAGUGCCAAACCCUGUUAUUAUAGUGUGUAAAUAAUGUUUUUAAAGAUACUUGUCAAAGGUUUAAAAGAAAAGAUGUACGUGGAGGGUUUACCUCUUGUAUUGUUUACAUGUAGUGACUUCUUAGUAACUGUCUUUAAAUUGUAAAAUCUUCUCACUCUUUAAUUGUUUGUAAGUGUCAGAAGCUGGCCAAAGCUCUUUGUGUGAGGUUAACUGUUGAUUCUCAGUAGCACUCUGACUCGGGAGGAUGUUGACAGGGGUUAUGGCAAUCAAUAAGUAGCCUAUGCAGUUCUUUUAUUCACUAGCAAGUGAGAUGUCCCUGCAAGAUAAUGUAACGUUUCAUACAGCCUUUGUAUCUGGGGUAAAUCUUUUUCUAACGUGUUGCCAGUCUCACAGAUCUGAAUAUUGAAAUAAUGCUGGGUUUGAGAGGAACUGGUGACCUGAUUUUUAAAACUGAACAUAUGUACUUGUGUACUUCACACAUUGGAGACAUUUGUAUGGCUUGUGGCUACAUCAUCGUAUUUCUGUAAAGUUAACUUUUAUAAUCGGUGAUUUGAAUUUCUCUGGCUGGCUUGUGAUCUCAUCAUGCGAGACUUUACGUGUGUGUGGUUGAAAAAGUUCGUUCAAAGCAGUACCCCCACCCCCGAUAUGCAAACCAAAUCAAUCUGUCAUUUUUUUCAACUCGUUGAAAUGAAUGUAAUUCAGAAUGUGCAAGUAGUCUCCACUCUCUCCACUUUCAAGAUGUUUGCUUCUCUUCACCUGUCAUCAUAUCUUUCCAGAAGGGAACGGCCAGAAGUCAAAAUUGGCCAGUCUUGUCUUCUCUAAACUGGCUUGUGCCUGAAGACCUGAAGCUGUGAACUUGUUUGUAAGUUUUCUAAAUCUUGGUAAUAAACUGUAAACUCUGUAUUAA
Epinephelus lanceolatus (giant grouper) is the source of this 7383-nucleotide messenger RNA. RefSeq names its product REV1 DNA directed polymerase (gene rev1). Lineage: Eukaryota; Metazoa; Chordata; Actinopteri; Perciformes; Serranidae. Gene Ontology annotation, molecular function: damaged DNA binding; deoxycytidyl transferase activity; DNA-directed DNA polymerase activity. The record is from RefSeq and is a predicted model, not a curated record. Gene Ontology annotation, cellular component: nucleus. Gene Ontology annotation, biological process: error-prone translesion synthesis; error-free translesion synthesis.